GGGACUGUGGCAAUCUCCCCUGUUAUUUCUGGAGGAGGGUACCUUAAAAAUGUGAUCAGAUGUUUAGAGAUACACUAUUAUUACUAUACACUAUUAUUUUUAAAAAAUCGAAUAGUACAAGUCCAAUCGCUUACCGAUAAUCAUCAGUGAAAGUAUUAUCGUGACCUUUUUCAUAGAAUGCCACUAGUUGGAAUUUGGGACCACAUACUGGAAAAAAUCAUCCUUAAAAAUCGUUAAUGUAAAAAACGAAGUGGAGAAAGGCGGAAACCAGUUUUGAGUGACAACGUCACGCUCUGGUAUAGUACUGUGGUGAACGUGGUACUGUAGUAAUCGAAAUUUUGACGUAAACGGAUACGUAGAACAUGUUUACAACAUUGACGAUCUCAGACCGAGCCAUGUGACGUAUUGGAAUUAAACAAUACGUCGGUUUUCAGAAAAAAGAUAUAUUUAAUACUAAAGCCAAUGGGGGAUGAUGAGAACGAAGAAGGCAUCAGCAUCGAGAAAUGCAGCGAUCAUGUCCGACGACGAGCAUGAUCUUUUUCCUGCAAAUUUGCUGGACCGUCUUCCUAAUCAACGGCAAGAAAAUGGGCUCUUGGUCAGACCCCUCAGAACCACUGACUAUGAUAAAGGAUUUAUUCAACUGCUGGGUCAAUUGACUGAUGUGGGACACAUCGGGAGAGAUCAAUUUUUAAAUAGAUUCCAUAGCAUGAAAUCGGCCGGUGGACAUUAUGUGAUCGUAGUUGAGGAUUUAGAGGUGGGAAAGGUCAUCGGCAGUUCAACUCUAGUCGUUGAGCAAAAAUUCAUUCACAAUUGUGCACUCAAAGGAAGACUCGAAGAUGUAGUAGUGAACACAACUUACAGAGGCAAACAACUCGGGAAGUUAUUAGUAACAACAAUUGCUCAAUUAGCAAAGCGUCUACAAUGCUACAAAUUAUCUCUGGACUGUCGUGAUCGCUUAAUUCCUUUUUACGAAAUUUUAGGCUUCAAACGAGAGCCUGGAAAUGCUAAUGCUAUGAACAUGAGAAUUGAAGCGAUUAGUGAACAAUCUCGAUUGUGAUUCUUGCUUUGUCGAAUUUCGACAAUUUUACCUUAGAUUAGAACACAAAUUGAGUAAUUUCUUAAAAGAAAAUGGCAACUGAAAAUAGCGCAGGGAUGAAAUAAAAAGAAUUUCCACAUGAAAA
Fopius arisanus is the source of this 1181-nucleotide messenger RNA. RefSeq names its product glucosamine 6-phosphate N-acetyltransferase (gene Gnpnat). Gene Ontology annotation, cellular component: endoplasmic reticulum-Golgi intermediate compartment; endoplasmic reticulum; Golgi apparatus. The record is from RefSeq and is a predicted model, not a curated record. The coding region runs from base 470 to 1057 and encodes 195 amino acids. NCBI's taxonomy places the organism in Eukaryota, Metazoa, Arthropoda, Insecta, Hymenoptera, Braconidae. Gene Ontology annotation, molecular function: monosaccharide binding; glucosamine 6-phosphate N-acetyltransferase activity. Gene Ontology annotation, biological process: UDP-N-acetylglucosamine biosynthetic process. The transcript is spliced from 6 exons.